Messenger RNA from Brachypodium distachyon (stiff brome), 1897 nucleotides. RefSeq names its product pentatricopeptide repeat-containing protein At1g08070, chloroplastic. Bases 103 to 1689 code for a protein of 528 amino acids. Gene Ontology annotation, biological process: RNA modification. NCBI's taxonomy places the organism in Eukaryota, Viridiplantae, Streptophyta, Magnoliopsida, Poales, Poaceae. Gene Ontology annotation, molecular function: RNA binding; protein binding. The transcript has a single exon. The record is from RefSeq and is a predicted model, not a curated record.
AACCUCUCAUCCGGUGGAACCACGCCCACCCCUAAUUUUUUUUUCCUUGUCCGCUCCCCGUGAGAUGAGGACGACGACGCGCUGCAGCGCAGCUCACCCGCCAUGGUCGGGCCUUAUCCACCCAAGCACACAUCGCCGGCAACGCAGAAAAUAAAAAAACCCGCGGCUAUCCCAUCCUUCUCCCGCAGCUGCUCCACCACGCCCAGCACAGCAUCCGCGCACGCGGCGGCGUUUCUCCGUCGCGGCGGCGCACCUCACGACGACCGCGCCCUCCGGGUCCUCCUCAAGUCCUUGACCAACACAUGUCCUGCCGCCGAGGAGGCAGAAGCUCUCCACGCCCACGUCGUGAAGCUCGGAUGCCUCGACCGCCGCCGCGUCCGGGACGGCCUCGUCGCGCUGUACCUCGCGUGCGGCCAGGGCGCCGUGGCGCGGGCCCUGUUCGAGCGGGGAGCGCCGGACGUGGUCUCCUGGACGGCCAUGGUGACCGGACACACGAGGCUAGGGCUCUUCGAGGAGGCCGCGGCGCUGUUCCUCGCCAUGGCGGACGGCGUGGCCGUCGACGCCGUGGCCGCCGCGGCCGCGUUCGCGGCGUGCGCGGGCGCCGGGGACCUCGGGCUCGCCAGGGAAACGCACCGGCGCGUCCUCGACGCCGGGGUGGCGCUCGACGUCGUCGCGUGCAACGCGCUGAUCGACAUGUACGCCAAGUGCGGCGACGCGGCGGCCGCGCGCCGGUGCUUCAGGCGGAUGUUGCCGGCCAAGAACGUGGUCUCGUGGAACACGAUGAUCGCCGCCUGCGCGCGCUCCGGCGACACCCGGGAGGCGCUCUCGUGGUUCCGGGAGAUGCAGCGUUCUGGGUGUGUGCGUCCGGACGACGCCACGUUCGUCGCCGUCCUCGGCGCGUGCGCGGAUCUCGGCGCGCUCGACGCCGGCAGGUGGGUGCACGCCUACAUGAUGGGCAGGCACACCAAGGCCGUCGUCGUCGGCAACGCGCUGCUUGACAUGUACGCCAAGUGCGGCGCGGUCGACGGUGCCAAGGAGGUGUUCGACGCAAUGCCCCGGCGGGACGUGUACACCUACACGUCCAUGAUCUCGGGGCUCGCGAUGCACGGCCGCGGCCAGGAGGCGUUAGCGCUCUUGGCCGACAUGCGGCGCGCCGGCGUGAGGCCGAACGCCGUGACGUUCCUCGGCGUCCUCUCCGCGUGCUGUCACGCCGGGCUCGUCGAAGAGGGCCUCCUCCAUUUCAAUGCCAUCCCGGAGUCCUUAGGCGUGGCGCCCGGCAUCGAGCACUACGGCUGCGUCGUCGACAUGCUAGGCCGCGCCGGAAGGUUGGACGAGGCGGAGGAGCUGGUCGCCAGGAUGCCGGCGCGGCCCGACGCCCUCAUCUGGGGCUCGCUGCUCUCGGCAUGCCGGGCGCACGGCCAUGUCGCCCGCGCCGAGCGUGUGAUGCGUCGGAUGGCUGACGUCGAUGGUGACCUGGCCGACGCCGGGGACUAUGUGCUCAUGUCGAAUAUGUAUGCGUCCAAGGGCCGGCACGGCAAGGCGGUGCAACUAAGGAAGCAGAUGAGGAGAGGAAGAAUGGACAAGGUACCUGGGUGCAGCCUCAUCGAGAUCGACGGCGUGGUACAUGAGUUCCGAGCACUUCGGCCGAGCGCCGUCAAACCCCCCGUCGCGUUGCAGGCUGUCGGCUAAACUUUUCUUUUUUUUCAUGUUUUGAACUGACUGGCAUGAAUCUUAGUUUCACAGACCAAGGGAUCAGCGGACACAUUGAAUAAUACUCCAUCAGUUACAUUAAUUCUUGUCACAAAUUUGUUCAAAAUGGAUGUAUCUAUUCCUAAACAACGUCUAUAUACAUACAUGUAAUAUUUCGAAAAGAAUUAUGAAACAGUACUCGACCGAA